Boleophthalmus pectinirostris (great blue-spotted mudskipper) is the source of this 2202-nucleotide messenger RNA. RefSeq names its product ankyrin repeat and SOCS box protein 2-like. Gene Ontology annotation, molecular function: protein binding. Gene Ontology annotation, biological process: intracellular signal transduction. NCBI's taxonomy places the organism in Eukaryota, Metazoa, Chordata, Actinopteri, Gobiiformes, Gobiidae. The record is from RefSeq and is a predicted model, not a curated record. The transcript has 12 exons. Bases 1 to 2202 code for a protein of 733 amino acids.
AUGUCAUCAUUUUUGGCUCCUCCCCCAAAUGAAGCGAGCCUCGACACGCGCUUCACAGAAACACCCCCUUCAUUACUCGACACAGGCUUCGAAGCCUCGGCACAUCUCGGAACAUCACUAGUGUACUACUUCUGCCCCCUGCUGGUGAUCAUGGCGACCGUGUCGUUUGAGGACUACUCUCUGUACAGUAACCUCUCUGAUGACGAGCUUCUGCAGCUCGCCAUAGAACGCAGUCUGGACGAAUCCCACCAAUCACAGGCCCCGCCCCCUCAGGAACCCCCGCCCCCUCAAGAGAGCCAGCCAGUCAGAACGUCUCGCACCAGGCAAUACCAGAGUGCGCCUGCGGUCAGAAGGAACUCCAGCUCCCAUAAUCCUCCGGUGCAGGAGCACGCUCACUACAGCUCGCCCAACCCGCCCAGCGAAAAACCGCCGGACCCGAAAACUUUUGAUGGGACGAUCAGUCGCUUCAUGACUGGAUCAGGGAAGAGGAUGGUGGCUUAUCGCAGGAUGGACCAGAGCAUAGCUUACAUCGGCCCAGAGCCAGACGAUGAGGAGGAGCCCAUAUUCGAGGCGAUCCGUCUGGGUAAUGCUGCAAAGGUGAAGGCUCUGGCGCUUAAACCUGGCACAAACCUGAUGCUGCCCAGUAGACCCGGCUGGCUGCCCAUCCACCAGGCGGCGUGGUACGGGCAGACCGCCUGCCUCAAUGCUCUCAUCGCAGUCCAGCCUGGGAUGAUAAACAAGCGUGCGUCCCGUGGAGAGACCCCCCUGCUGGUGGCUGUGCAGAGGGACAGUCUGGACUGUGCCCUGGUGUUACUGGACAACGGAGCUGAUCCAGACACUAUGAACUCAGACAAGGAAACACCGCUCUACAAAGCUUGUGAGCGCAAUAACGCCGCCCUGGUGGCGACUCUGCUGAACCACGGGGCCGGGGUGAACCUGAACUGUAUCCAGGGCUGGACGGCUCUGCAGGAGGCCGUGGUGAGGAACAGUGUGGAGAUCUGUGAGAUGCUGCUGUCGGCUGGAGCCAAAAUCAACAUCGCAAACAUGUACGGCAUCACGCCACUGUUCACCGCCGCCCAGACCGGGAGCAUGGACACCCUGCGCUUCCUCAUCAGACACGGCGCAGACAUAAACACGCAGGCUUCAGAUGGAAACACAGCUCUGUACGAAGCGGUGAAGAAUCGUCAUGAGGAAGUGGUGGAGCUGCUGCUGUCUCAGAACGCAGACGCCAAUCGACCAGGACGCAACGGACUCCUGCCUCUGCACAUCGCCGCACAGAACGGAAAUGAGACGAUCGUCGCUCUGCUGAUCCCAAAGACGAGUAAAGCCCGUGUGCGGCGCUGUGGCAUCAGCCCUCUGCACCUGGCAGCCGAGAGGAACAGAGACGAGGUCCUGGAGAUGCUCCUCCACGCUGGUUAUGACCCAAACAUGCAGCUGAGUGAGGAGCGGAGCACGCUGUACGAGGACCGCCGUCGUACUCCGUUGUACUUCAGCGUGGCCAAUGUGAACGUGUUCGCCGUUCGCCUGCUCCUGUCCCACGGCGCCGCCACAAACCUGGACACGCUCCCACCGCUGAUGGUGGCGGCGAGGCAGGGCGCCGUGCGGACCGUCACCCUCCUCCUGGAGAACGGCGCCGACGUGAACAUGACCGUGCCCAGUCUGACCACCUCCUUCCCGCCCCUCAUCAUGUUCUGCUCCCAGGACCCUCCUCUGCUCAAACUGAUGCUGGACCACGGGCUCAAGGCCGCGCCCUGCUUCACCUGCUCCUACGGCCACAAGGAGCACCCACCGCUCAGGAACCAAUCAGAGGACAGGACACGGAGAAUGGAGCAGGGAGAGCUACAAGGCCAUGUCCAAUUCUGCGAGAUGGUGUCGUCCCCCCAAGUGAGCAGGUGGGUGGGGCCGAUCGUGGACCUCCUGUUGAACUACGUGGGUCAUGUGACUCUGUGCUCCCGCCUCCUGGAUCACUUGGACAGUUACUCAGAGUGGAGCAGCAUCAAGGACAAAGCAGUCCCCCCUCGGCCGCUCAUGCAUCUGUGUCGUCUGAGGAUUCGCUCCCUGGUGUCCCAACGUCGGUUAAAGCGUCUGCCUCUGCCGCCUUCUCUGCUCCGCUUCGUCCAGCACGAGAUCCUGGAGGAGCCAGACCCAGACGAGCUGGAGUAUCCGGAAUACAGCGACUUCACUCAUCAGUUAUACAUUUAA